Messenger RNA from Penaeus indicus, 1250 nucleotides. Its product is annotated as F-box/LRR-repeat protein 20-like. The record is from RefSeq and is a predicted model, not a curated record. Gene Ontology annotation, biological process: SCF-dependent proteasomal ubiquitin-dependent protein catabolic process. The transcript has 9 exons. Gene Ontology annotation, molecular function: protein binding. The coding region runs from base 297 to 1250 and encodes 317 amino acids. Lineage: Eukaryota; Metazoa; Arthropoda; Malacostraca; Decapoda; Penaeidae. Gene Ontology annotation, cellular component: SCF ubiquitin ligase complex.
CUUUUCUCGCAAAACUCCACCUUUCCGCCCCGCACGUCGUCCCCGGGGUGCUCGCGGGUGUUCGACUGUCAAACAAGCAAGCCGAAUGGCCUCGACGUCAAGCGCGACACAGCAAACAAGGGCGAAGAGAGCGAAAUAAAGGAGAGUAAGCAAGAGACUUCACGCGAUCCGCCGGCCAAUGGCAACUCGCCUCCCAAAGCCCCUCGGCCGCUGUUAAAGUCGCAACUCCGAUACCUUCCAUCCUGGCGAACAUAUCACCAAUAUUUUCCCAGUUUUGGGAAAAGCUGUCCUACAAGAUGAAAAUGAUGAACCACAACAGCAUGAAUAGAUUAGAGUUGACUAAAGUGUUUUCGGAUGAUGAGGCCUUGAUAAACAAGAAAGUACCAAGAGAGCUCUUAUUACAUGUUUUUUCAUAUCUGGAUGUGGUAUCGCUGUGUCGAUGUGCGCAGGUAUCUCAGUACUGGCAUGUCUUGGCACUUGAUGGCUCAAACUGGCAACGUAUUGAUCUCUUUAACUUCCAGACAGACAUAGAGGGUCGUGUGGUCGAAAAUAUCGGCAAACGAUGUGGGGGUUUCCUUAAGCAGUUGUCCCUGAGGGGAUGUCAGAGCGUGAAUGACGCAGCCUUGGUCACAUUCGCAGAGAAGUGCAACAAUAUUGAAGAAUUAAACCUGAACUUGUGCAAGAACAUCACAGACACAACAUGCACAGCUCUGAGCAGACACUGUCCACGUCUGGUGAAGUUGGACCUCGACUCCUGUUCCCAGAUCACAGACAUAUCCCUCAAAGCACUCAGUGAUGGUUGCCCCAACUUGGAGUGGAUAAAUGUGUCCUGGUGUGAAAACAUAGCUCAGAAUGGUGUUGAUGCCUUGGCUCAUGGCUGCCCCAAACUUAAAGGUUUUGUUGGUAAAGGAUUGAAAUCCCUCACAGACCCUGCUCUCAUAUCACUUGCUCAGUAUUGUAAAAAUCUUGAACACAUCAACCUUCACAGCUGUUCCGCAAUCAGCGACAGAGGUGUAAUUGCCUUGGCAGAAAAUUGUGUAAUGAUAAGGUACUUGUGUCUGAGCAACUGUACGCAUCUAACAGACACAAGCCUGGUAGUUCUCUCCCAACACUGUACACACCUAGAAACACUGGAGGUGGCUGCUUGCUCACAAUUCACAGAUAAUGGAUUCCAGGCUCUAGCACGGGCGUCAUAUACCGCAUUAGACACCACGGUUUCUGUGUUCCGUACUAGCGAAGCUGUCUCGUAA